Saccostrea echinata is the source of this 1752-nucleotide messenger RNA. RefSeq lists its product as uncharacterized. Gene Ontology annotation, biological process: positive regulation of DNA-templated transcription. Bases 1 to 1752 code for a protein of 583 amino acids. Gene Ontology annotation, cellular component: nucleoplasm; chromatin. The transcript has a single exon. Lineage: Eukaryota; Metazoa; Mollusca; Bivalvia; Ostreida; Ostreidae. Gene Ontology annotation, molecular function: ubiquitin-protein transferase activity; zinc ion binding. The record is from RefSeq and is a predicted model, not a curated record.
AUGGCUGAAAAUAGAGUAGAAGAAUCUAGUGGAACUGCUCAGCACUACAUAGUGUGUGCCAUAUGUGGAGAGAGCUCCAACCUCUACUGCAAUGACUGCCAACAGAGCAUAUGUGAACAGCACAGAGAUGUCCACCUCCAAGAAGAAAAAAACAGCCACCAUGAAGUUGUUCUUUAUACAAACAGAAGAACACCCUUGCCGGCAGAAAAAUGUUCAAUCCAUCCAACAAGAGACCUUGAAAUCUACUGCGACUUUUGCAAGAAUCCUAUUUGUUCCAAAUGCUCCACUUCAAAUCACAGAAAUCACCAGACGUCUGAUCUAGAGAUUGUCUACAAUGAAAAACUACAGCAAUGCAAAGAUCGACUUACAAAGAUCCGUGAAGAAAAAUUAAAUUCCCAGACAGAACGAACAGAAAAAGAUGAGGAAAUAUUUACUCUGAUGAGAUCUGCCAUGAUGCAAAGAGCUCAAGAGAUGAAAGAAGUUGUGGAUGCCGUUCUUUCCGAUAAGGUUGGUGAGCUUGGUGAAAUGAAGGAAUCAUAUUUAAAAGAAACAGAAAAAGGGAGGUUAACAACAGAAGCCUCUAUCGAAGCACUUAAAAACGAGAUGGAAUCGGCAUCAAUGAAGCCGUCCAGUCUCUUAACAUUCCAUCAGAGAUUGUCUUCACAGGCACUGGAGAUAGUGCAAGAAUCUAUAACCGAUCAUCCAACAUUACCUACAUUCAUUAAAGGUUCAGAAAAUAAAAGAGAAAUAGAACAACAGUUUGGGGAAAUUAAUUGGCCAGUAAAGGAUCUGAAUUUCUCUCGACACGAAGAAGCAAUGAAUUUUAGUCAGAGCCUUCUAACUAUGAGUAAAGAGAGAGAAGAAGACAGAGGAAUGACAAAAUCGCUUCGCAAGAUUAAAGUUGUUCAUUCAAUUAAAUUAGAUUUGAAAAUAAAAAGAAAAAUUAACAUUUGUACACCAGCGUAUCAUUUAUCUUUUUUGUCGUCGGGGAAAUUCUGGGCCAGUAACAGCUGGGGGAACCUCAUCCUGUUUGAUAUGGAGGGAAAUGUGUUAAAGAAAAUAUCCACUAAUGUAGUAGAUGUCAUAGGUUACCACUCCGUCACAGUAGAGGGGCACCUUCUCUUCACAACUGCCAAAAGUAAAGCAAUCUGCCAAGUGAAUUGCGAAAUGAACACCACAAGAAUUAUCUCGACUGAGGAGUGGGAACCAGGGGCUAUUUACUCCUCCCACAUCAAUGGAGAUAUACUUGUGGGGAUGACUAAAAAUAAAGAAUUCAAGGUGACCAGAUACAGCAGGGAAGGGAAGAAACUCCAGGUGACCAAGAAUGAUGAUGAAGGAAACAACCUUUACAAGAGUAUAGCCUACAUCACAGAGAACAUCAACGGUGACAUCUGUACAUCAGACUAUACCGCUCAUAGAGUGGUGGUUGUGACCAGUUCUGGACAAUACCGCUUCUCUUAUUCUGGUCACCGGUCUCAGUCCGGAUUCCGUCCGUAUGGAAUCUGUACAGACUUUCUGGGACAUAUCUUGGUUUGUAACGGUUACUGUCCCUUGUUUGGCAGAAAUUGCUCCAGUGUCCACCAGCUGGACAUGGAUGGCCAGUUCCUGUCGCUUCUACUCACGUCAGAUCAAUGCCCAUACAAACCCCGCGCUCUAUGUUUUGAUGAGAAGCACACAUUAAUAGUCGGGAGUGAGGAUAGUUCUACUGUCACUGUGUACAAAUAUCUCCAGAAGACAGAAAAUUAUACAUAA